GUCACGGGGAGGCGGGAGUGAGCAGAGCCGUGGGAGCUGGAGUCUGCGCAGCACACCGCGGGCCGCGCGCGGGAACCCGUGGUCGGCGGCGAAGAGUCGUCGGGUUUCGGCAACCCGGCGACCUAGGCGGAUCCGGGAGGAAGGGUGGGAGAAGAGCGGCUCUUCCGGCUCUUCCUGAGGCGAGCAGCGGAGGAGUGCGGAGCCGCGACAGCCCUGCCCUGCGACCUUCAGGGGCCGGCCCUCAGUGGAACUGGGGGCCGAACGGGUGCGCCCGAUUGGGGCGCCGCCGCCCACGCUGAGUGGGGGACACCCGCGCUGGCCGAGGUCCCCGCCCCGCUGACCAGGGACGCCCGCGCAGAUCCGGGCCGCUCACUUGACCGAGGUCGCCAACCCCGGCCUACCGGGGACACCGCUCUCCGCCGACCCCGGACGUCACCAGCUACGCAACCCCGGCUCCCUCGGGCGCAAGAGCACCUGGGCAGAGGCUUCCUUCAGCAGGGCCGGAGAUGGCAUCGGUGGACUUCAAGACCUACGUGGAUCAGGCCUGCAGAGCUGCUGAGGAGUUCGUCAACGUGUACUAUACCACCAUGGAUAAGCGGCGGCGCUUGUUGUCCCGCCUGUACAUGGGCACAGCCACCCUGGUGUGGAAUGGAAAUGCUGUUUCAGGACAAGAGUCCUUGAGUGAGUUUUUUGAAAUGUUACCUUCUAGUGAGUUCCAAAUCAACGUGGUAGACUGCCAGCCUGUCCACGAUGAAGCCACCCCGAGCCAGACUACAGUCCUCGUUGUGAUCUGUGGGACAGUGAAGUUUGAGGGCAACAAGCAACGGGACUUUAACCAGAACUUCAUCCUGACCGCCCAGGCCUCACCCAGCAACACAGUGUGGAAAAUAGCAAGUGACUGCUUCCGGUUCCAGGACUGGGCCAGCUAGUGGAGGCAAGAAAGGUCUCUGUUUCAGUCCCAGCUCUGUAGGGAAACAUAGAUCUCAAAAUGUGGAGACACAAGUUCCUUUCUGUUACUCCAGGCCACACCACCCCAUCUUAACUUUGCAUUUUCUGGAGUCCCAUGAGCCCCUUUCUGAGCAUAUUCUUGUUUGUCAUAGAUGCCUUUUCAAAGUAGUAAACUUUUCUAUUUUUCUACUUGUUCAGUAGAUAUCCUGGUUCUGGAAAUUCUCACAAAUAAAACAAUACAAAUGUU
Molecule: messenger RNA, 1195 nt
Organism: Leopardus geoffroyi (Geoffroy's cat)
Lineage: Eukaryota; Metazoa; Chordata; Mammalia; Carnivora; Felidae
Gene: NXT1
Product: nuclear transport factor 2 like export factor 1
Exons: 2
Coding region: 507-929 (140 amino acids)
Biological process (GO): protein import into nucleus
Cellular component (GO): nuclear pore central transport channel
Source: RefSeq, a predicted model, not a curated record